Molecule: messenger RNA, 1059 nt
Organism: Blepharisma stoltei
Lineage: Eukaryota; Ciliophora; Heterotrichea; Heterotrichida; Blepharismidae
Source: the annotation of a GenBank genome assembly
AUGAUGAAUGGCUAUGGAGAUGGAUUUCAAUAUUGCAAUUCCUCGCUAUAUGAAGUAAUUGAGUGCCAAAAAUCUUUAAUGCUUGAUUUUAAAUCAGAAAUAUUAUUACUUCUUAUUAUGGGGAUAGGAGUCCUUGGCCUAUGCUUUUUCUUUAUGGUUCCAUUUUGCUAUUCUGUGAUUAAAAUUGAAAACGAUUUUUGGAAUAAUUUGAGAAAAAAAGCUGUUCGAAAUUAUUCAGAAAUGAAGCAGGCACUUUUAGAAAGGCUAAGAAGCGUCCAUUCUUAUCAUGAAUUUUUAUAUAGUAAUAGAAUACCAUCCAGAUUAAUAUUCAACUUCAAAAAUUAUUGGAAAUUUAUAUGAAGAUUUUUCAUAUAUUUUAUAGCCGUUAUAGCAUUUUCCGUAAUUAAUAUUAUAUACCUUUAUGAAAACUGCACAAAUUAUUUAGCAUAUAGACCAGAAGUCCUCCUAGAACUAAUCCGCACAAAGAUUCUUAUAAAUACCCUUGCAAUUUCAGCAUCAAAUUUACAAUAUGACGUUAUAGGUUUUCCAUUGAAUGACUUGCUUAAUAUACAUAAUUACCAAAAUAGCUUAACAAUUUUCCAAGAUUCUAUAUCAGAACUUCGUGAUUCGAUAGUAUUAUUAAGAAGUCCGAAAUAUCAGCCAAUUUUAUCAAAUAAUUUCCAAACAAUUUAUUAUGAAAAUGAUAGGCAAUCCCUACCGUAUUUUAAUUAUUGAGAUUAUGGCGCAUAUGCAGCUGAGGAAGAAAUAAUAAAUACUAGUUAUAUGAUUGCAAAUAUAGACUUAUCUAAAGGUGAUACAUAUUGAAAUUGAGUUUUAAAUCUCACAUUUUUAAGAACAAAUUAUGAAACUUUUAUUAGUGAAGCUGAUAGUUAUUCUCAAAGCGUGAUUGAGGGCCAGUUAAAUCUUAUUGUUGCAGCAUUUUUUAUUUUUGCCGUAAUCUCAAUUAUUAUAUAUUUUGCGCUUUGUUUUGUAUUUUUCAAGAGUGAGAAGAAAUAUUUACAGAAAAUUAAUUCAAUGAUGAGUAUUAUGCCAGUGUAA